ACGAUAUCUAGAUCCCAUAAUUUUCAAACCGCGUAAUAAACACCCACCCAGAUUCAACCGACACUGGCUGGCCCCAAUCUUUUCGAUUCAAUUUCCAUGAACAAUCCGAUUCUUCCCACUUAAGUAUAACUUCAUUAAUAAUUUCUCCCUGUCUUAAUAAUUUUCUAUUCUAUUUCCCCCUAUUAUCAUCCAUUCAUUUAUUGAAACACAAACCCUAAUUUCCUUUUUCACCAUACGCAUCGCCGAUCCAGCAGCAGUUCUUACAGCAAUGCUUCACAAACGAUUCAAGUCCGCCAAAUGUAAAACGGCGUUGAAAUUAGCUACAUCUCGGAUUAAAUUGAUGAAAAAUAAGAGAGGAGUACAGAUUAAUCAGAUGAAGAAGGAGCUGGCUCAGUUGCUUGAGACUGGCCAGGAACGUACCGCUCGGAUUCGAGUUGAACAUGUAAUUAGGGAAGAGAAGAUGGUGGCUGCAUAUGAUUUGAUUGAGAUAUACUGUGAACUUAUUGUAGCUAGAUUGCCCAUUAUCGAAUCCCAAAAAACUUGUCCCGUUGAUCUGAAGGAAGCCGUCACGAGUGUGAUAUUUGCAGCUCCUAGAUGUUCUGAUAUAUCUGAACUUUAUGAUGUUCGAAAACAGUUCACUGCAAAAUAUGGAAAAGAUUUUGUUUCUGCAGCGAUUGAGCUGCAUCCUGAUUGCGGUGUGAGUCGCAUGUUGGUUGAGAAGUUAUCUGCAGUAGCUCCUGACUUGCAGACAAAAAUUAAAGUGUUAAGUGCUGUGGCGAAGGAUCAUAACAUUGAUUGGGAUCCUACUUCGUUUGAGGAGAAAGAGUCUAAGCCUUCGAGUGACUUGUUGAAUGGGCCCGCUAGUUUUGAGAAUGCCAGCAUGGCAAAUGUUGAGCUUCCGAAGAUUCAACCUGUGCAUAGCCAUGAAGAGAAGCAGAGUGCACCUGUUGACUUCUCUGAGCAAAACCGAAAAUACACACUAAAUACUCAGAAUGUAACCUCUACUAAUAGUGGUGUUGAAACGUCAUCUUCAGGAGUAACUCAUGACUGGAUGGAAACGAAACAGAACUGGAACAUGGAGUUCAAGGAUGCUACUUCUGCAGCACAAGCAGCCGCUGAGUCAGCGGAACGGGCAGCUGUGGCUGCCCGAGCUGCUGCCCAGUUUUCGAGCCAGGAAAAGAUCGCCAAUCGCCCACCAACUGGACCCCACGUGUUUAAUAGCAGAGACGAAUAUCCUCACGGGUCUACCUCUUCAGGAUAUCAUGGUGAAAGCUUCUUGGAUGAUGGAAAACCUAAUAUGUCGAAUCAGGACAUUGGUCAAAGUCAACAUGCUACUUCACAAAAAGCUACUGAGAGAUUUAAUAGAUCAAACAAUGAUUCGGCUGGACCCCAUGUGUCUAACAGCAGAUACGAACCUUCUCAUGUUUCUGCUCCAUCAGGAUAUAGUGGUGAAAGCUCAUCGGAUGAUAGCAAACCUAAGACGUCGAAUCAGGACAUUUAUCAAAGUCAACAUGGUACUUCACAAAAAGCUACCGAAACAUUUGAUAGAUCCAAUAAUGAUUCAAUUGAGAAUGAGACAUUAGUAAACAAUUUCCACAUGACAGAUGGAUAUUAUGAAAACUCCUUGCAUGAAGAUCAAGAAGGUUCUUCCUCUCCUGAAAGGGAAUCUAAAACCGAGUUAGUGAGUGAUCGUAAAGGAAGUAUUGAAAAUGAAAAUAUCAAUUUCUUUGCUACUGAAAAGCAACCAACUAUUCAUUCAUCUCAAUCUCAUUUUAGCUCGUAUAGCGAUGGACCUGAUGUUCGUAAAAAAGCUGUUGUUGGUAAUCCUUUUGCUGUAGUUGAUCAAGAAAGCCCUUUUAAAGAAUCCGUAAAAACAAGCACGAAUGUUGAUGAUGAUGUCAUCUCUGAUGACGACGACGACGUUGGCGGUGGUCCUAGGUUUGAUACAGGAUUUGAGUAUGACGAAAUGGAGGCUAACAUCUGGAGCCCUAAAAUGAACACCAUUGACAAACCAAAUUCUCAAUCGCAUAUUUUUUCUGAAAGUGUAUCCUUUGGUGACCAGUCUAUGAAAUCUAUAGAACCUUCGGAAACAGAUAAUUUUGCGCCCGCAAGUUUCGAUCAUUCCGACGGUCCAGAUUCCGGAAGUGAAAAUGAGCUUUUGUCUAUGAAUCCUAAAUCAUCAUCUGUUACCGAGUCUUCACAAACUUUUAAUUCAAGAAAAACCCGAAUCGAGCUGAAUGAUUUGGUUGAAGAGGGGACAUCGUUCGAGGAUGAAGAAAAACAAAUGCAGUCUCAACAUGAGUUGAAGAAACGUAAUUUAGACCAAGAAUUUUCUGAUUCAUCGGAUGGUAAUGAUAAUGGUGAUUCUACAAAUCAACGGUUGAACUUUGGAACAUUGACAGGUGGCCUUCGAAACAAAGGUGGUCUUAAGUACCCGCCUUAUACAAAAAGUGGAACAAUCGAGAAGUCAACAGCAGGAAGUCAAACUUCCUUUCAGAGCUCGUUAGAUUCAAGAGCGAGUAGGAUAGAAGAUAAAAAACCGAAGGUUCCUAUAUCAAUUUCAGAUUCUGAUUCAGAUUCAGAUUUGCAAGCAAAUAAGAAAGUUAGCACAAGACCGAUAUUUUCGCCUCCUGCUGCGUUCUUUAAUGAUGACGGAAUGGAUUCCGAGGACGAGGCUCCAAAACAAGUGACGAAUAAGGUUCGGUUGGGUUCGGGUCUUUCUAGAAGGACAAGAGGAUCUCCUUCAGUUCCUUAUUCGAAGACUAAUGUUGAAACUGGUCAAAUCAAGUCAACCACUUUCGAGCCUCAAGUCAACCGCUUUGCACAUACCAAACAAGAAGCUGUUCAGACAAUGCCAGAGUCUAAAAAUCCAAGGGGUGAACGCAUUUCUUCAAGAAUUGUUGUUGAAUCGGGAAAUAUGAAGGAUGUUAAAACACAGAAUGUAGGAUCUGAAAUGACGUCUGAAGUCAAGAAAGCGAGCCAUGUUCAUCCAAAGCUUCCUGAAUACGACUCUUUAGCUGCUCGUUUACAGUCCUUGCGAACUGAUCGGCAGUAAGUUUAUAAUAUUAUACUGCGUUGUGUGGUUACUGGUAUAUAAAUUAGACUUGUUCGUUUACCUUUGUUAUAUGAAUGAUUAGGUUUAAACCUUUGUUAAAAGGUCAUAAUCGGUUUUGAGUUGUUUGAAGAUAUAAAAUAAAUGAUAUUGACAAUUCUCCACUUUUUUGGAGACCA
This is a messenger RNA of Helianthus annuus (common sunflower), 3231 nucleotides long. RefSeq lists its product as uncharacterized. The transcript is spliced from 7 exons. Gene Ontology annotation, biological process: protein transport. Lineage: Eukaryota; Viridiplantae; Streptophyta; Magnoliopsida; Asterales; Asteraceae. The record is from RefSeq and is a predicted model, not a curated record. Bases 269 to 3055 code for a protein of 928 amino acids.